AUUAGAAAUUACUUCAUAGAUGUGUGAAUGAAUCGUGUUUGUAUUAUUGAAGUAUUUCCACUGACUUGACAGUGACCCAAGUAUGUAGUAUGCCCAUUGUAUUCGGUUGUAUUUUAGGAUGACGUAUGGGUGAACCUCUAAGCAUGAAGACUACUGGGUUGAACUAUGACAUUAGGAACAAACGACCCGAGAUUCUGCAUCCUAGCUUUUACAUGUGUCACAGCAUUAUCAGCUGUGUUGAGUUCUCCUUGUGAAGAAGCGAACGUAUACGAGAAACUUUGUGUAUUCUGUUCUAUGUCUCCACCUGUCAGUUUUAAUGAUACCAAGACUCAGUGUAAGAGCAAUGAUGUGGAGCUCGAUGUCUUGUCCAUACCUGAGGCAAUCAACCUUCUUCAGUUGCAGACAUUAAGUAACAUUUGCAGACGUGUGACCAACAGCUCCAAAUUGUUCUGGGUGAAGACCGGACUUCAGCAUGACAACCAAUCAAAUCUCCAUGACAGAGCAGACGGCCUAUCAUGCACUGGCCUAGACGCUUUGAACAAUAUGCUAGUGGAAAGCAAUUGUUCCUUUAAGUUUUAUGUGAUAUGUGCAAAAGCUCGAGGUCAAGACCUAACAUCAGUGCCCCAAACAAUUGAAUCUCAAGUACCAGCGGUAACGCCAGAUUUCCGCAUAAUGGUAGGACCACAGACUCCGGCACAUUUUUUCACAGGACCACAGUAUCCCGCACGUUUAUUCACAGAAGAGACAACACCAUUCAGAUCUAUAGAUAGUAAAAAACCUUGCAGCUGGAACUGUUUACGACGACUCUGCCACAACGACACAGGGGCGUGUCUUUCUGGGUGCGUUGGUGACAACACUGGUGACUAUUGCGAUAAAGUGAAAUUCCCGAUAGAAUUGACCAUUAUGUUGUCGUGCUUGCUGGUGCUGGGGAUGGCAGCAGUGACGCUGUUGAUAAGGAAACGUGAUAUCUUCUGUAACUUUGACAUUUACUACGACAAUGCAGAAUGGGACUAUUUUUAGUGCCACUGAAUCCACUAGAAAUACAUUAAAAAAUUACACACUAAAA
Biomphalaria glabrata is the source of this 1066-nucleotide messenger RNA. RefSeq lists its product as uncharacterized. Lineage: Eukaryota; Metazoa; Mollusca; Gastropoda; Planorbidae. The record is from RefSeq and is a predicted model, not a curated record. The coding region runs from base 166 to 1020 and encodes 284 amino acids. The transcript has 12 exons.